CACAUUUCAAAUCAUUGGUUCCAUUAAUUAUUACAUUAAUAUUCCUUCUCUGUCAAAUACAAGACUAACUCAACGAACUGCGUUCUUGGCUCGUUUUUCUUCAUUUUCUCUUUCAGUCAAAUCAAAAGGCAGAAGUGAUUACAAUAAUUACGUUCCACCAGCAGUGGUAGCAAUUCAAGAAGAAAUUUUGUGUCUUCUUCCUUGACCACCAGGCAGGAAAAAAGCAGCAUAAAGCCUAUACUAUAUUAUUAUAUAAUCACAAAUACAAAGAGCUUUCUGUUUCUUUUCAUACCCAGUAGAAAAUCAUACUUCGUACAAAACAAAUAUAUAUGUUGAAAUAGUGUGGGUGUAUUUUAUAUACAUAAAUAGAUAAUUUUUUCCCCACCAUGUACAAAGAACCAUUAGCAGAGGACUCUCUUGAUGCCCUUGGAUCAUAUGUCGAGUAUGAUCCCACUGGCCGUUAUGCUCGUUUGGAUGAACUGUUAGGAAGAGGGGCAAUGAAAAAGGUGUACAAGGCAAUAGAUAUGGUGGUUGGGAUGGAAGUGGGUUGGAGCCAAAUCAAGCUCAAUGAUUUGCUUCAUUCACCUAAUGAUUUGCAGAGGCUUUACUCUGAGGUCCAUCUUUUGAGCACUCUCAACCAUGAUUCCAUCAUCAAGUUCUAUACUUCUUGGAUUGAUGUUCCAAACAAGACCUUCAAUUUCAUCACUGAGAUGUUCACUUCCGGUUCCCUGCGAGGAUACAGGAAGAAGUAUAAGCAAGUAGGGAUAGGAGCCAUAAAGAUAUGGGCACGCCAAAUUCUGAGAGGCCUUGUUUUCUUGCACGGCCAUGACCCUCCGGUGAUCCACAGAGACCUCAAGUGUGACAAUAUUUUUGUCAAUGGCCACCUAGGACAAGUCAAGAUUGGUGACCUUGGCCUUGCAGCAAUCCUUCAUGGGUCCCCCACGGCACAUAGCGUUAUAGGAACACCAGAGUUCAUGGCACCAGAGCUAUACGAGGAGAAUUACAAUGAGCUUGUGGAUGUAUACUCUUUCGGCUUGUGUAUUUUGGAGAUGCUCACAGGCGAGUAUCCAUACAGCGAGUGCGACAAUCCUGCUCAAAUUUACAAGAAAGUGACAUCGGGUAAAAAGCCAAGGGCGUUUUACAAGGUUGAAGACUUAGAAGCACAGCAGUUCAUUGCGAAGUGUUUGGAACCUGUUUCGAAGAGAUUAUCAGCUAAGGAACUGAUUCUCGACCCAUUUCUUGCCUCAGAUGAUUUCAAAGGAAUGCCAAUGACAAUGGCUGCCUGUCAAAAGCCUUUUCUGAAUGACACAAUUGGAAUAGAGGAGCUGGAUUUGAAUGAUGACGUGCCAUCAACCAGCAUGACUAUCACAGGGAAGUUGAAUCCUGAAGAUGAUACCAUCAUUCUUAAGGUGCAGAUUGUUGACAAACAAGGGGGGGUUAGAAAUGUUUAUUUUCCAUUUGACAUUUUAAGCGACACACCAACCGAAGUUGCAAACGAGAUGGUGAAGGAAUUAGAGUUUACGGAUUGGAAGCCGUCUGAAAUUGCAAAUAUGAUUGAUGGAGAGAUUACAGGCUUAGUGCCUCAGUGGAGGAAAUGGAAUCAAUUUGAACCUGCUGAUCAUCACAAUGUGCUCAAUUACAAGGACGAUGACAACGAUUACCACCAUCCGUUCUGGUCAGUAUCAUCUAGUGCUUCAUCCCAAGGUUCAGUUUCAGGUUUGAUCAUUUCUCAAGAGCUGGAAGGGAAAAGCCACCACCUAUGGUUUAGAGAUGAAAUGUAUGACGAAACGACGUCGCAGAGCUCAUCACACUCAGGAAACUAUUCAAACCUGAAUUACCAGUCAGGAGAGGAGAGCAAUCAAAGUUUGAGCCCAAGAAGAUGGAGCCAGCAGCAGGAAGCCAACAACAUUGCUUCUGCUAUCGUAACUCAUCAGAGCCAAACCCGAUUUUGCCCUGGAGAAAGCUCCAACCCCCAUAAACAAUGCAACGAGAUGGCCGAAGCGAAGAAAGACAAGCGGAGGUUGACGCGGAACCGGUCGCUCGUCGACAUGCGAAGCCAGUUGCUGCACCGGUCAUUGAUGGAGGAGGUCAACAAGAGGCGAAUGUUUAAGACCGUUGGAGCGGUGGAGAAUAUCGGAUUCAAAACACCUUGUGAGGAGGCGCCCAGAAAGCAGGGCUCUGGCCACGGCGGCAGUAAAGCCAGCCAUGGCCAUAAACCACGGCUGAACUAGACAAAAGUCCUGGCUUGAUUUGAUCUUCGCCUGCCGGCCGAGUGGUAAAUGACUGAUUAAUUAUUUAAAAGGAUGACACCCCAUCCUUGAGGGUCUCAUCACUGGCCAGACAUAACUGGAAGGAUGAGAUUACUUAAUUGUAUUGCAAUAUUGUUAUGUCCAAACUAUUUUGUAAAAUUUGUAUCCAAAAUCGGGAUGUGUUAUAUGUAGCCAUGGGUCACGAGUGUGAAUCAACAUAGUUCUUAGGCUCUUAGCUUUGUUAUAGUCAUAUUCUAAGCAACCCCAUAAAGGGUGUGUAACGAAUAUUUCUACGCCUUCAAGUAGUGCAUUAACAGAGUAAAAAUGUAUUGUAUGUAGGGUCUAUUUGGUUUUUUCCGAUUCCAUUUCAGAUUUUCAGGGAGUCAAAGUUAAUUUCCCGGUUUGAUUUUGAGUUUAAAAAAUGAAGGUC
Cuscuta epithymum is the source of this 2679-nucleotide messenger RNA. NCBI's taxonomy places the organism in Eukaryota, Viridiplantae, Streptophyta, Magnoliopsida, Solanales, Convolvulaceae. The record is from the annotation of a GenBank genome assembly.